This is a messenger RNA of Anopheles marshallii, 978 nucleotides long. RefSeq lists its product as uncharacterized. Lineage: Eukaryota; Metazoa; Arthropoda; Insecta; Diptera; Culicidae. The transcript has 3 exons. The record is from RefSeq and is a predicted model, not a curated record. Gene Ontology annotation, cellular component: extracellular region. Bases 1 to 978 code for a protein of 325 amino acids. Gene Ontology annotation, molecular function: chitin binding.
AUGAGAUUAACGCUUCAGCUUUGCUGUGGAAUACUGCUGCUGUGUGUAGUAUCUGGCCAGCAGUACAAGCAGCAAUCAGUUUCGACUUCAUCCUCCGCGACGUCUGCUGGCAGCUCCUCCGAUACGGUCCCUGCCGCGGCUAACAAUGUUGCGUAUCGUGCACGACCCUACUCGAACCAGUACAGCAGCAGCUCCUCCGAAGAGGAAGAGGAUGAUCGACCGGUGUCGUCGUACAACAGUGGCCGUCAGCAGCAGCAGGGUAACACGCUGAAGAAAAGCUUCAAGAAACCGUCCUACUCGAGCGAAGAGCUGGAACAGGAAGAGGAACCGGACCGGCUGACGUUACUACUCGAAAAGUCGCAGUUCCAGUGUACAGGCCGCACCACUGGCUACUACGCUGACGAGACUCUCGGCUGUGAAGUAUUCCACUACUGUCAGGAGAACCAGAAACACUCGUGGAUUUGCCCCGAGGGUUUCACUUUCCACCAGGUGCAUCUGAUCUGUAUGCCACCGUCAGGCGACAAUAUUUGUGAACAGUCGUCCAAGUAUCACUUCGUCAACGAUUAUCUCUACAAGCCGAUUAACAUGGAGGAGCACAUGACCAAACCUAACGUUACACUAAGGUAUUCGGAGCGUUACUAUCCGGAGAACUUCUACGUUGACGAGCGUCACUAUGACGAGGAACGCGUCCUGCGCCAGCAUGAGGAACGCCACCAGCCACAGCAGCCAAUCAAGCAAACUUACCACCACCAACCACAGCAGCAGACGAUCCGUAAGCAGCCGGUCUAUGCUACGACACCGUCCUCCUAUCGGUUGCCGUCCUCUCCUCAGCCCACCCACAGUGUCUACCGCUCCCCGGAUGAGAUUAACAUCUCCCUACAGCAGAGACGACCGGCAGCACAGCCCGGAUCCUACAUCCAGUCCACCACACCACGCUACGAGGACGAACCAGAGUACGACAGCUACGAACGGAAGUAA